Aaosphaeria arxii CBS 175.79 is the source of this 1767-nucleotide messenger RNA. RefSeq lists its product as uncharacterized. The record is from RefSeq and is a predicted model, not a curated record. Bases 1 to 1767 code for a protein of 588 amino acids. The transcript has 6 exons. NCBI's taxonomy places the organism in Eukaryota, Fungi, Ascomycota, Dothideomycetes, Pleosporales.
AUGCCAGAAACAGCAUACGACCGUUCAAUAGAACUUCAAUCGGACAUUGCAGUUCAGGGCGAGUGCCAACACCAAGGCACCACCGGAUUAGCCCACAAAGACGAGACCGUAAAACAGACAAUCAGUUCCCUCGGCAAUGCUAUGAUAGAAGGGGAAGAAAUUGACUCGACCAUUCGCGGCGAGAUUACAAAGAUAAAAGCGUCAUUCGACAAGAUUGAGACACAUUUUGUUCUAGGUGAGGAGGCUGAUAUCAAACGCGGCAAAGCCCGCGCCGAUUUGAUGCUGUUUCUGCUCCGAUUACACCAAUACACCAAUACACCAGAUACUACCGUAUCCGGAAGAUCAGAAGAAGAAGACCAAAGAUGCCGAAGUGGACAAGCUGAAAUGAACACUAAGACAUGCCCUUCGGCGUCUGCAAGCUCCGCUAGCACUACACGAACUCAAUUCUACGAUGAAUUCCAUCGAUAUUUGAACAUUACGAACAGAUCGACAGCUUCUUUCCUUUGCCAUCUGCACGCCUUGGUUGCUGCCGCGUUCGACGAUGACUCCAUGGAGACUAGAUAUGAUAGGAUGCAAUCGUUGUUGAUUGACGAUUUCGGUAUACAAAGCCAAGAGCCGCUCAGAUUGGGCGACAUUCUUCGAAGGCUAAAGAACGAAGAUAGUGGCGACAGUUUUGUGAUGCCAUGUGCGGCAUCCAAUGAACAUCCAGGCACGAUGCCAACGGCAUCUUGGGUCAACGAGGACCGUGACCCAUGGACCGAUUUGGAUAUUUUUAGCAGUGUUUUUAAUGUGUCAGUUCAGCAAAAGGACCUAGGGAACACUCCAUCUGAAUCAAGAACUGUUUGUCAGGCGGACUGCAGCAAAGCUGCAGAACUACAAACUAAACCUGCGUCAGAGAACCCAGGAACAGUUGCACCCACUCCACAGUCGCCUGUUGGGGGAGAACUCUCAGUUACCUCCAAUGCCUCCUCGAUCGAAAUGCGUCCAUGUGAACAAGCCGAACAGGAGAUUGAUCCAGUAGAACUACAUUCACCUGUACAGAAAAAUUUCGAUCAAAGCAGCCCAAUUUCAAAAGAUCAACUGAAACAACACAUGGAGAGUGCGAUCAAAAGUUUACCAACAGAUGUGCCGUGGUCUGAUGAUGGGUCUACCCAGAAUCAAAAACCCGAGGAGACGCCCGAACUGAGCAGCUCGGACCAGAUACUCUCACCAGAGAGAUCAGCGUCACCAGAGCAGUCACCAUCACCAGAGGAAUCGCCGUCAUCGGGGAAAUCACCGUCACCAGAGUGCAGCAGUUCGGCACCUGUAUUGGAGGCUUGCGAAACUUUCCCCUCUCUAAAUCACAAUGCGAGUGUAGGCUCUGCCGAACAUGCGCUGGCAAAGAAGCAAAAGAUAGAAGUUGGCUUGACUUCCCCGAAACGAAGUCUCCAUAGGCUAGCAAAAGCCUCAAUUCGUUGGUCGAUCCGAACACACCUACGAUUCUUCGACAAUGUCGAGGAUCUUGAUCACAAUGAUUUUGGACCCAGUUCGGUCCGAAUCGAAAGUCUUGUGCAGAAGUCUAUUGAAAUAGCGCCAUAUACUUUUAGCCAAACUGUAAUUGAGCAGAAAGCUCAGGAAGCUAGAGACAAUGGCGAUCAAUUCGACUUCACCGAAGAUAGCGAUGGCGAUGGAUCCGAAGGCAGCGCGGCCGGAAAAGAGGGAUCUUCCUCAGCCAUGGAAGCUAAGGAGGCCAGGAUGAGUCGCGAACAUAUGAGUUCGGACAAUUAA